Theileria parva strain Muguga is the source of this 930-nucleotide messenger RNA. It is a transcript of the gene Coq3, whose product is annotated as 3-demethylubiquinone-9 3-O-methyltransferase. The record is from RefSeq and is a predicted model, not a curated record. Gene Ontology annotation, molecular function: 2-methoxy-6-polyprenyl-1,4-benzoquinol methyltransferase activity. The coding region runs from base 1 to 930 and encodes 309 amino acids. Gene Ontology annotation, biological process: ubiquinone biosynthetic process. NCBI's taxonomy places the organism in Eukaryota, Apicomplexa, Aconoidasida, Piroplasmida, Theileriidae. The transcript has a single exon.
AUGAGUUUUAUUAAUUUUCCAGUUAAAAAAAUUAAUUUUUUAAGAUUUCAAAACAGAUUCACGUCAACGGUUGGAUUCUUUGACCGUUUUUCCCAGAACUGGUGGGAUAUCGACGGUGAUAUGUCAAUUUUGCAUGACUACAACCAGGUUCGAAUCCCAUUCAUAGCAAAUUCUUACAUAAACCGUAAAAAGGAUAAACUUGAAACUGAUUUUGACCCCCCUGAUAACAGUUCGAAUCCGUUUUUAUUUACUCAAUUUGGUAUUUUCAAAGAGCCUUACAAAAGGUCUAGUGUUCACAUAGAAUCAGUACUUAAGGGUCUUAAAAUUUUAGAUGUUGGUUGCGGAGGCGGAAUUUUAACUGAAUCUCUAGCUAAAUUUGGCUCUAAAGUACUUGGAAUUGACCCUAACGAGAAUCUUAUAAAAGUUGCUAAAUCGCAUAAAAAAACACAUUUUGAUAACUAUCAUCUCAGCUUAGGGCUUAAAAACGAUUAUUCUAACAAUCUUGACUAUAAGUCCACUUCAGUUUAUGACUUUUUAACUGACAAGACCAGGGCCACUUUUGACAUUGUUGUAGCUUCAGAGGUCAUAGAACACAUUGAUAACCGAGAAAAGGAACAAUUUUUCGAAACUUUAACGUCCUUUGUUAAGCCUGGAGGCUUAUUUGUAAUUACCACCCCAGGCUCCAGUCUUUCCUCCUAUUUUGUGAAUGUAUUUUUAGCUGAGAACUUGUUCUCUAAAGUUCCCAAGCACACUCACGAUUUUGACCUGUUUAUCUCACCCAGAAACUGUUGUAGAAUAUUAAAGAAACUUAAUUUUGAACCUGUUUCAAUCCAAGGGCUUUUAUAUUUACCAUUUCUAAGACGUUUUUUCCAUAUAAACUCACCUGACUUACUCUACAUGUACUCCUUCACCACUUCUGAUACAGAAUAA